AUGGGUGAUAUCAUAGAUGGUAGUCAAGCAGCCUUUGUUCCUAGGAGGGUAAUAACUGAUAAUAUAUUGUUAAGCCAUGAACUUGUAAAAGGUUACACUAGGAAAGGGGUGUCAGCUAGAUGCAUGAUCAAGAUUGAUAUGCAGAAAGCUUAUGACUCCUUGGAAUGGGGCUUCCUUGAACAAGUACUGGUGGUUUUAAAUUUCCCUGUUGAGUUUGAAGAUGUCGAGUCUGUUAGAUUACUUUUUGAGAAGUUUACAAUGUUCUCUCAGUCUUCUGGUCUCAAUGCAAACCUGGGGAAGAGUUGUAUCUAUUUUGGGGGAGUCAAAGAUCAGGUACAAAGUGAAAUACUGGGGGUGUUGGGAAUGAGCAAAGGCAGUAUGCCUUUGAGAUACUUAGGGGUCCCCCUCAGUACCAAGAGAGUUUCUAUUGCACAGUGUCAGCCCCUCUUAGACAAGAUGCUAAGUAGAGUCAAGUCCUGGACCACAAAGCUCCUAUCUUGUGCUGGGAGUCUUCUCAUAAAGUCAGUAUUGUUUUGUAUACAAGUGUUCUGGGCACAGGUUUUUGUCUUGCCAAAAAAGAUUGUUGAAGCAAAUGAAGCCACUUUAAGAACCUUCCUGUGGACUGGAGGGACUGCUUUAUAA
Molecule: messenger RNA, 642 nt
Organism: Lycium barbarum (goji berry)
Lineage: Eukaryota; Viridiplantae; Streptophyta; Magnoliopsida; Solanales; Solanaceae
Exons: 2
Coding region: 1-642 (213 amino acids)
Source: RefSeq, a predicted model, not a curated record